Messenger RNA from Drosophila arizonae, 2584 nucleotides. RefSeq lists its product as uncharacterized. Lineage: Eukaryota; Metazoa; Arthropoda; Insecta; Diptera; Drosophilidae. The record is from RefSeq and is a predicted model, not a curated record.
GAUUUGAUUUAAUUAAAAAUUGARCUUUUUAAGUGAGUGCAAAUACGUUCGAUUGCCAAUCGGAGCAAAUUUCGCACCUGAAAAGUUGCGUUCACAGUCUGGCUGCAUACCCUGCCCUAGAUCAGCUUGAAGGAGCCGUGCACGGACCGUGGGAGCUAUCCUCCACAAAAUGCCCGGUGUUGUCUUCCUAAUCGUCGUGCCGACAGCGAACUUUGAGCGCGAGCUGAUUUACGGCACUUCAAAUAAUGUUUUAACUGAGCCUCAGAGUGGCCCGGCGGGCGGUGUGGCUGGCCCUGGCCCUGGCCGCCAUCCCAUGGCCAGUGGUAAUAAUAAUCUGAACAUCAAUCUUCCGGAAAAUAACAACGCAAUACUCCGACUCGAAGUUGAGUUACGUGACAAGAAUGUGCCCAAGUAUCGACGCGGCGGCGGCGUGGGCGGCAUGGCCGGCGCUGGGCGUGGCGCCAGUCCAGGACGCGGCGGGGCAGCAGCUGCUAAGAGGGUCGCGCCAGGUGGGCCAGGUGGUGGCGCUGCGAGUGGUACGCCCGCUGUGCCACUGGACAGACGUAAUUUAGUGGUGCCGCUCGAGAAGGUACUCGAGGAGCUGCUUGCGAAGCUCGAAAUUGAGCACGUCACUUGGACGACGAGCAAAAAAGGCUAUUUCCAUCACGUCGUUUUCCCGCUGCAGGCCGGCGAUGCCUGCGAGACGACGCUCCACUGUCUAACGGAGCUGGGCAUUGGCACCAAAUUGAAUUCCAGUGUCAGCGUCCUGCCGUGCAGCGUUAGCUACGAUGCCAUAACGGAUGCCUCCAACCUGCGCGAUGAUUACAGCGAUGAUGCCGAGGAUACCUCCAAGUGGAACAACUUUGUGGAAUCGAUAAAGUCCAAGCUGACCGUGAAACAGGUCGUGGAUGGCGUGCGAGCUGGUGGCUCCCUCUCCUUUGACUACUUGCUGCUAAUUGUAACCGCCGACUCUUUGGCCGCUCUGGGUCUGGUCGAGAAUAAUUCACCGAAUAUUGUUGCGGCCAUGUUGGUAUCCCCGCUUAUGGGUCCCGUUAUGUCAAUUACAUUUGGCGCAAUUAUCUCGGACAGAGAGCUAAUGCGCGUUGGCUUUAUUAGUUUAAGCCUGGGCAUGUUCAUCUCAUGUGUUUUUGGCUUCUGCUUUGGCCUGAUUCUGGGCACCACCGAAAUGCCUUGGGGCCAGAAUAUGGAUUGGCCCACCGAGGAGAUGCGCGGCAGGGGCAAUGUGCGCGCUUUGUGGAUGGGCGUGCUCUGGGCUCUAACAUCUGGCACUGGGGUGGCCGUCGCCCUGCUCCAGGGCUCUGCGGGGCCGCUGAUUGGCGUUGCCAUAUCAGCCUCAUUGCUGCCGCCCGUUGUUAACUGCGGUCUAUUCUGGUCGCAGGCCUGCAUCUGGCUCAUCUAUCCGGAGAAGCGCAUACCGCACUUGAAAAACGAGCCCAUGAACAGCACCAGCGCGUAUCCGUUCCUCUAUACGGACUACCUGCCCACCGAGUUCCUCAUCAAUGGCAUUGUGUCCGCCUGUUUGACGAUAGUGAAUGUGAUUUGCAUAUUUAUAACGGCCAUAAUAGUGCUGAAAAUCAAGGAAGUAUCGGCGCCAUACACAGCCAGCCCGGACCUGAAGCGCUUUUGGGAAACAGAUCUACGGACCGUGCGCAGGACGAACCGCUCAACGAUGCGCCAUCGACAGGGCACGCUGCGGGGCGCUGGCGGAGGAGCUGACAAGCUUAUGGGUCACAUCCUCAUCGGUAUCAUCUGUAUCGACAUCGUCAACCGCUGUCCCAUCAUCCCCCUCUGCCUCGUCUGGGUAAUUUGGAUCGAGUGGCGCCAGAUCUUCAACGCAGUCUGCAUGCUGCUCAUUGGCCGGAUCGUCGCAGUCAGUGCAGCCAGGUGGAUCGUUUACAUCAAUGCACGCCUCAGCAUUGCCCCGAGGCAACUAACUGAACGCUUGGCCAAGAUAGCCGGUCUAAAUAAGCGGCAUGUGGACGAUUCGCUGCACACGAACCCAAGCAGCUUGGCUGGCAGUCGCAUGAACUCCAUACGGAACUCGCAGCUGAAGGUGGAUCUGAAGGUGCUGGACAAGCUGGUGACCAAUCUACUGCAGCAGCAUGCGGCGGGCGCUGGGCGCGACGCCAGCUCCAGUGGAAACUUGGAGGCGGGCAGCCGCACGCCGCCCGCUCAGCGCUCGCCUUCCAAGAAGCUCAACCGCUGGCGGCCUCUGUCGCGGUCGGUGCACAGCUUCAAGCGCGGCGACAGCCGAGACUACGCUGGCGGCAACUUCACCCAGCUGCAGGAGCGCAGCGAGGCACAGGCGCCGCUGGCCCACAACAUGCCCACGAUUAUGGAGAGCAGCGCUGGCAGCCCAACGCCCACGUCCACGCCCAACAACAAUGCCCAGCCGCAGGCCCAGAACCCAUGGACGGCCUCGCUGGAGCGCACGCCGGGCGCCGUUCGCAAUAUGCUGCACAACAUCAACCAGGCGCGCAGCAGCGGCGUCCAGGAGGAUCAGCUCAAUCUGACACAGAACUAUGUGGGCUGACCGGGAAGAUGCAGAUGAAUAUACGGUCGA